AUGGCUUCAGUUAAAUCACAUAAAGGAGGGGUGGAGCACAUCGAGCAUCACGGCCAUGUCACGCUGAAGGAAUACACCAAGAAUGUCAAUGCUAAGAUCGUCAACCCGCUAAGUGGCAUCCCUAAGAGCAUCCUCUUCGACCAAGUCUCUCGAUUCUGCAGAGACCAUGGCCUACAGGACAAGGAAGAAUAUUUUAAAAAAGGUGCACUCGUUGCACAAUCGCCAGAUGAUUUCGAGCUUCUAGAGGAGCUGGAUGAGAACGAUAAAUACCAUCUCCGGAGGGAAAUAACGAAUCCGUGGCGUCUACCGCGAGACUUAUACUUCACGAUUGCGCUGUGUUCUCUUGGAUCAGCUAUACAGGGAUGGGAUAACACCGGAGCUAACGGUGCCAAUCUCUCAUUUCCUGAAGAAUUUGGUAUUGUCGAUAAUACCUGGCUUGUUGGCUUCAUUAACUCUGCACCAACUAUAUUCGGUCUUUUCAGUUCUUGGGCGACUGAUCCGCUUAACAACUGGCUUGGUCGUCGAGGCGUCAUUUUUCUCACUGGUCUAUUCUGCGUUUUUCCUGUUCUCGCACAGGGGUUUGCCCAGAACUGGUGGGGAUUGCUCCUUUGUCGAAUGUUCAUGGGAUUCGGCAUGGGAGUCAAGAUUAGCACGAUUCCAAUCAUGACUUCCGAAACAGUGCCCGCUGCCAUUCGCGGAGGCCUUGUGAUGAGCUUCCAGCUAUGGGUAGCGUUCGGUAUAUUCAUAGGAUUUUGUUCAAAUCUGAUAUUCUACCGCAUCGGCCGCCUUGCAUGGCGGUUUCAACUUGCUGCAGCCUUUGCACCGGCCGUUCCUAUCCUAUUAUUCGUGUGGCUGUGUCCAGAAUCUCCCCGGUGGCUGUUGAAAAAGAAUAGGUGCAAGGACUCUUAUCAGUCCUUUUGCCGGCUUCGAAAUAGUGAAGUACAAGCCGCCCGAGACUUGUAUUAUGCGCAUUGCCAAAUUAUCGAGGAACGGAACUCCUUUGGCGGAUCAUCGCUAUUCGGCCGAGUUGUAGAGCUAUUCGCAAUUCCUCGUCUAAGACGGGCCACUUUAGGCGGUGCUAUUGUCAUGACAGCGCAACAAUUUUCUGGAAUUAACAUCAUGUCAUUCUAUUCCUCAACAAUCUUUUCGCAAGCUGGAUACUCUCCCUUUCAAUGCCUCAUGGCGUCCUUUGGCUUUGGGUUGGUGAAUUUUGUCUUCGCCUUCCCUGCUAUUUGGAGUAUCGAUUCUUUUGGUCGGCGUAACCUGCUUCUCUUCACCUUCCCAAACAUGGCUUGGUGUUUGGUUGUGGCUGGGUGCUGCUUUCUCAUACCAGACAGUGUUGGGGCCCGGGUUCCUUUGAUUGCCUUAUUCGUCUACAUUUUCACCGCAUUUUACUCACCAGGAAUCGGCCCCGUGCCCUUUGUUUAUGCAGCAGAAUGUUUUCCUUUAUCGCACCGCGAGAUUGGCGUCGCCUUCUGCGUUUGCUGGAAUAAUAUCAUCGGCUCAAUUCUGUCACUCACAUUUCCGUCUCUUUUAGCUGACAUUAAACCUACUGGAGCAUUUGGUUUCUACGCCGGUCUCAAUAUGCUCGCCUUUGUAGUCAUAUUCUUAUUUCUUCCCGAAACGAAGCAACGUACUCUCGAGGAGCUUGAUUAUAUCUUCGGUGUCCCGACGCGUCGACAUGCGGCGUAUCAGUUGCGUACCUGGCUGCCGUGGUUUGUACGCAAGUGGGUUCUCGGACAGAGACAUGUCGUGCUGGAGCCUCUAUAUCAACUGGAAGGAUUUUCACACUAUCACAGGAAAAAUGGUGUCAGCGUUGAGCCUUCGGCGUGA
Molecule: messenger RNA, 1833 nt
Organism: Talaromyces rugulosus
Lineage: Eukaryota; Fungi; Ascomycota; Eurotiomycetes; Eurotiales; Trichocomaceae
Exons: 12
Coding region: 1-1833 (610 amino acids)
Biological process (GO): transmembrane transport
Cellular component (GO): membrane
Molecular function (GO): myo-inositol:proton symporter activity
Source: RefSeq, a predicted model, not a curated record